Messenger RNA from Penicillium alfredii, 267 nucleotides. Its product is annotated as small nuclear ribonucleoprotein F. Gene Ontology annotation, molecular function: RNA binding. The record is from RefSeq and is a predicted model, not a curated record. Lineage: Eukaryota; Fungi; Ascomycota; Eurotiomycetes; Eurotiales; Aspergillaceae. The transcript has 4 exons. Bases 1 to 267 code for a protein of 88 amino acids. Gene Ontology annotation, cellular component: U1 snRNP; catalytic step 2 spliceosome. Gene Ontology annotation, biological process: spliceosomal snRNP assembly; mRNA splicing, via spliceosome.
AUGAGUUUCCAACCUCUCAACCCCCGGCCCUUCCUGCAGGCUCGCGUCGGCACCGAAGUCAUCAUCCGCCUCAAAUGGGGCCAGACAGAGUACAAGGGUACGCUGGAGAGCAUCGACUCGUACAUGAACGUGCUGCUGCGCGAUACGGAGGAGUAUCUGGACGGGAAGCCCACCGGCGGUCUGGGUCUGGUGCUGAUCCGGUGUAACAACAUCCUCUGGAUGGGCUCGGCCGACAGCGUGGAGAUGACGGAACUCGGGUUAAAAUAA